Molecule: messenger RNA, 3140 nt
Organism: Closterium sp. NIES-67
Lineage: Eukaryota; Viridiplantae; Streptophyta; Zygnematophyceae; Desmidiales; Closteriaceae
Source: the annotation of a GenBank genome assembly
CCUGACCUUGGUUAUUGUGGAUGAGGUCUCUAGCACCUUGUUAGGACACUAGUGUCGUCAUAGGUUCCUCUCGCUGCCUCGCAAGCUCCCAGUUUGAUCCGUCGCGGAUUUGGGGGACCCGACUGGAGACAUAGCAUUGGCUCGAUUGUUGCGAUUCUGGAAUUCUUUAGGGCCUCCCUGUUUGCGAUACUGUCUCUAACAGCUUCUUACGACUACAAUUCAAAACUGUCAAGAUGAUGCUCGGAGGGACCAGACUGAGGGACAUGAUCCGGAAUGUCCGCGCGUGUAAGACAGCGGCGGAGGAGCGGGGGGUGAUCGCCAAGGAGUGCGCGAAUCUGCGGACGGCGUUCAAGGAGAACGACAUCGAGUACCGGCACCGCAACGUGGCGAAGCUGAUGUUCAUCCACAUGCUGGGCUACCCCACGCACUUCGGCCAGAUGGAGUGCCUCAAGCUCAUCGCCUCGCCCGGCUUCCCCGAGAAGCGCAUCGGGUACCUGGGGCUCAUGGUGCUGCUGGACGAGCGCCAGGAGGUGCUCAUGCUCGUCACCAACUCGCUCAAAAACGACCUGAACCACACGAACCAGUUCAUCUGCGGGCUGGCGCUGUGCGCGCUGGGCAACAUCUGCUCCAGCGAGAUGGCGCGCGACCUGGCGCCCGAGGUGGAGCGCCUGCUCAACAGCAACAACUCGUACAUCCGCAAGAAGGCGGCGCUGUGCUCGGUGCGCAUCAUCCGCAAGGUGCCGGACCUGGCGGAGUACCUGCUGGGGCCGGCGUCGGGGCUGCUGCAGGACAAGCACCACGGCGUGCUGCUCUCCGGCACCAAGCUCGCCAUCCAGCUCUGCGAGACACACCCCCCCGCCCUCGACUACUUCCGCAAGCAAGUGCCGACGCUGGUGCGCAUUCUGAAGAACCUGGUGGUCAGCGGGUACGCGCCCGAAUACGACGUGGGCGGCAUCACCGACCCCUUUCUGCAGAUCCGCGUGCUGCGCCUGCUGCGCCUGCUGGGCAAGGGCGACCCCGACGCCAGCGACAUCAUGAGCGACAUCCUGGCGCAGGUGGCGACCAACACGGAGGCGAACAAGAACACGGGCAACGCCAUUCUGUACGAGUGCGUGCACACCAUCUUCGGCGUGGAGGCCAUCGGCGGGCUGCGCGUGCUCGCCAUCAACAUCCUCGGCCGCUUCCUCGCCAACCGCGACAACAACAUCCGGUACGUGGCUUUGCACACGCUGAUCAAGGUGGUGGCCAUCGACACGCAGGCAGUGCAGCGGCACCGCAACACCAUCGUUGAAUGCGUCAAGGACUCGGACAUCUCGAUCCGGCGGCGCGCAUUGGAGCUGGUGUGUGCGCUGGUGAACGACGGCAACCUCAAGGCGCUCACGCGCGAGCUGCUGGACUACCUGCGGGCCGCUGACAGCGACUUCAAGGCCGACCUCACAGCCAAGAUCUGCGCCCUCGUGCAACGGCACGCCCCCAGCAAGCUGUACCACGUGGAGAUCAUGCUACGGGUCAUGGUGGAGGCAGGGGAGUACGUCACGGAUGACGUCAUCCGCUUCCUCGUCGUGCUCAUCAGCAACGCGCCUGAGCUGCAGGGCUUUGCCGUGCGCUCCUUCUUCCAGGCGCUGCGCUCCUGGCGCGGCCAGGAGAGUCUGGGCGUGGUGACGGUGUGGUGCCUGGGCGAGUACGGCGAGAUGCUCGUCAACAACACCGGGCUGCUGCAGGGCGAAACGCCCCUCCAAGUGGCGGAGGGCGAGGUGGUGCAGGUGCUGGAGAGCACCAUGAAGGACGCGCGCGCCACGCCCACCCUCAAGGCCUAUGUGCUCGUCGCCCUGCUCAAGCUCUCCUGCCGCUUUGCCUCCUGCUCCGAGCGCAUCAAGUGGCUGGAGGAGCAGCACCGCCACAGCCUCGUGUUGGAGCUGCAGCAGCGGUCGGUGGAGUUCAGCGCUGUGCUCGCCCGCCACGACAAGAUCAAGGCGACCCUAGCAGACAAGAUGCCAGCGCUGGACGAGGUGGCGUACCGCUCCCGGCGGGCGGACCUGGCGCCCGACGCAGCUGCCAGAGCAGCGGCGCCCACGGGGCAGCCGUCGGCCAACGGCGCCCUGGGCACAGCAGGGGCGCCCGGGGCGGUGCGUGCAGCAGCGGUGGCCCCAGCGCAGGCGCAGGUGCUGGCGGACCUGCUGGACCUCACGGCUGAUGACUCCGCCGCCGCUCCCACCACUGCUGCCGCUGUGCCCGCUGCCGCUGCUGGUGGGCUGCUGGACCUGCUUGGAGGGGUCAGUGCGCCUGCUGCUGCUGCUCCUGCUGCGCCUGCGCCAGGGGGAGCGGACCUGCUGCUGGACCUGCUCUCCCUGGGCGAUGCACCCGCACCCCCCGCUGCUGCUGCAGCGCCCGCACCCAUGGCUGCUGCUUCAGUGGACCCUCUAGCGGGCCUCAUGGGGGCGGCAGGGCCCACCCUCAUCACCCCCACGCCAGCACCCGCACCAUUCGCCCCGGCUGCAGCGGCUGUGGAUCCAUUCGGCAGCUUUGCUGCAGCGCCUGCAGCAGCGGCGGCGCCGUCGUUCCCAUCGAUAGUGGCGCUGGAGAGCCGCGGGCUGCGCAUCGCAUUUGACUUCAGCAAGGACCCUGGCGCGCCGCAGACCACCACCAUUGCCGCCACGUACACCAACUCCUCGCCCACUCCCCUCACUGACUUCGUCUUCCAGGCCGCUGUGCCCAAGUUCAUGCAGCUGCAGCUGGAGGCGGCGUCGGGGGCCGUGGUGCCGGCGGGCAACAGUGGCAGCGUGACACAGACAAUGAGGAUCACCAACACACUGCACGGGCAGAAGCCGCUGGUGAUGAAGCUGCGGGUGUCAUACAAGGUGGGCGGCGUGCAGGAUGUGUUGGAGCAAGGGCAGGUCAACAACUUCCCCCCGGGCUUGUAGCAUGCUGCCCCGUACGCAACACUGCGCAUUGCAUGCAUCCUGCACACCGUAUCGUUGCACACCAGAUAUGCCAGUAUGAGGUCGUAUUUUGAGCCGUUCUACUAUAGCACAAGGUGCUAGCGAUAGGCGGUUUGUGCAAGUCAUAAUAGAAGACAUUCUUUACUGAUGUUGUACAGCUGCUAGUAAUUCCACCAUAACUGGUUUCUCCUGUCAGCGGAC